GUAAUCUAGACAGCUUUUACAAAUUAAAAAAAUAGAUUUUUUUGAAAACCCAUGUAACCCCGUCAUUGAACACCUGACACCUGUUGCUUUGUGGCUAUAAAAAGCCACCCGCCUUAAGCAGAAGGCAGUUACAAUGCCGGAACGAGUACGGUGGACGGGAUCUCUGGCUCUACUCCUUCUCAUGGUGGUGGUGAUCCGGGGGGCCCUGGACGGAUCCGGAAGAUGUGGACCCUACGAGUGCCGCCUCAGCAAUCCAAUCUGUCGAUGCGAGGCCUUUUGCCAGGAGUUCAGUCAGCGGUGCUGGAAGUCCCCCACGGGCUGCCACUGUGCAAGGGGAUACGCCCGUGACGAACGAGGAAACUGCGUGCCCCUUAUAAUGUGUCCUUAGAACCGGAUCAAUAAAUCUUAAAUAAUUUGA
This is a messenger RNA of Drosophila biarmipes, 418 nucleotides long. RefSeq lists its product as uncharacterized. NCBI's taxonomy places the organism in Eukaryota, Metazoa, Arthropoda, Insecta, Diptera, Drosophilidae. The transcript has a single exon. The coding region runs from base 134 to 388 and encodes 84 amino acids. The record is from RefSeq and is a predicted model, not a curated record.